Messenger RNA from Phytophthora nicotianae INRA-310, 1650 nucleotides. RefSeq lists its product as hypothetical. Gene Ontology annotation, molecular function: myo-inositol:proton symporter activity. Lineage: Eukaryota; Oomycota; Peronosporomycetes; Peronosporales; Peronosporaceae. Gene Ontology annotation, biological process: transmembrane transport. The record is from RefSeq and is a predicted model, not a curated record. The transcript is spliced from 2 exons. The coding region runs from base 1 to 1650 and encodes 549 amino acids. Gene Ontology annotation, cellular component: membrane.
AUGACGUCCUUCCACGAUGUUGCUGGAAGUUGCCAGGAGACGACACCCCUCGUGGCCAAGACGCAGCAUAACCCAGUGAUACUGUAUCUACUCACCCUUUGCUCCACCAUCGGAGGGUUCUUGUUCGGCUAUGACACGGGUGUGAUCUCCGGUGCAUUGGUGUUGCUCAAAGACCCAAAGGUUUUCCACCUUACUGAUCUGCAGAGUGAGAGUGUCGUCUCUGCUGCGGUCUUCGGAGCCAUCGCUGGAGCUGCUCUCAGUUCUUGUGGCAAUCACAUGUUGGGGCGUCGCCCAGUCAUUCUCUUAUCAUCGGCCAUGUUUGCCACUGGCUCAUUUUCCAUGGCUAUGGCUGAAACUUUUGUUGAGUUGCUGUUCGGCAGGCUCAUCGUCGGGAUUGCCAUUGGUUUCGCCUCUAUGACAGUGCCGCUUUACAUCGCAGAGGUAUCACCACCGGACAUUCGCGGUCGAUUGGUGUCGCUUAAUACGGCAUUGGUAACUGGUGGGCAGUUUUUUUCUGGAGUUCUAGAUGCGCUGCUGGCAGAUAUGGACAACGGAUGGAGAUACAUGCUCGGACUGGCAGCUAUUCCAGCAUUCGUGCAGUUUUUUGGAUUUUUGUUGUUGCCUGAGAGUCCAAGAUAUUUGAUUAGUAAAGGGAGAAUGGAUGAAGCAUGGACAGCAUUAAAACAGAUCCGAGGUACCAAUGACGUUCAGACUGAAGUCGAUCACAUUAAGGCUGAGAUUUUACGCUCUGAAGAGGAGAAUGUGGAUAUCUGGGAUGCCAUUCGCUCUCCUGCAGUGCUUCGGGCACUAGGACUUGGCUGCUUCCUGCAGGCUCUCCAACAACUCUGCGGGAUCAACACGGUCAUGUACUACGGAGCUACCAUCAUUCAGCUUGCAGGCUUCACCGAGCCAACUACGGCCAUCUGGCUCUCGGCUCUUGUGUCAUUCAGUAACUUCAUCUUUACUUUCGUAGGUAUUUACCUCGUGGAUCGUAAAGGUCGACGUUUGCUCACGCUCGGGAGUUUAUUCGGCAUUAUUUUGUCCCUUACGGCACUUGGCGCGAGCUUUUACGCCGCCGAGUUGCAAUCCGUGGAAUCUAUUGGAGUCGGUGAAUGCUCCCAGUAUUCUACCUGCUUGGACUGUAUUACCAGUACGACGUGUGGAUUCUGCUCGGAGGGAAAAAUAUCGGAGAUAUCAGCUAUGACAGAAAAUCUGUGUCUGCCCGGAACAACGACCUCAACAAUUCAAGGAUCUUGUACAAAUUCCAACUGGAGCUUCGAGUCGUGUCCAUCUGAAUCCCGCACGGCUGGAUGGGUAAUAUUUGUGACGCUUUUUAUCUAUUUGGCGUGCUUUGCGAGUGGCAUGGGCUGCAUGCCCUGGACUAUCAACGCAGAAAUCUACCCACUACAUGUUCGCAGUUUUGCUCUGAGCAUCGCUACGUCGGUCAACUGGCUGUUCAACCUGCUUGUGUCAUUUACGUUCCUCUCUGUUGUGGACAUGCUCGAGCCGUACGGUGCUUUUUGGCUGUAUGCAUCAUUCGCACUCUUUGGGCUUGUAUAUCUGUGGAGAGAGCUACCAGAAACGAAAGGAUUGGAACUCGAAGAAAUCCAAUGUAUCUUCGAGAUGCAAGAAAGUGGCAUAAGGGAAUGA